Molecule: messenger RNA, 2637 nt
Organism: Oldenlandia corymbosa var. corymbosa
Lineage: Eukaryota; Viridiplantae; Streptophyta; Magnoliopsida; Gentianales; Rubiaceae
Source: the annotation of a GenBank genome assembly
CUUUACAUUUCGCUGAAAAGUCCACGUCAACGGCCAAACCAGCGCGUGAAUCACCAACUCCUUAACCCUUCUUCCCCCAUCAAAAACCUCGAGCACACGCACAUCACGUACACACACUCACACACUAAAACCGUAAAAAAAAUAAAAUAAAAUCCUCCCUUCCCGAAAUUGCCCCUUUCAGCUCAAUCGAGAUCUGUGCACCCCCUUCUCUCUUCUAUUUCCUCUCUGCGUAUUUUCACACAGACACACACUGACUAAAUCCUCCCUCUGUGUAAGCAUCUGCAUAUAGAGAGAGAGAGAGAGAGACAUAGAGGAAGAAGAACCUGGAUGUGUGAGUGAGAGAUGGCGAAGGGGAGAAUUCAGAUGCUGAGAUGGAACGUUGCCGUUUUGGUGCUUAUCUCGUUGGUGGCACUGGUGAGAUCGGAUGCAUCGGAUCACAAAUACAACGCUAAAGAUGUAGUUCCUCUCUACGCCAACAAGGUCGGCCCUUUUCACAACCCUAGCGAAACAUAUCGAUUCUUCGAUCUCCCGUUCUGUUCUCCAGGUUCAGAUUUACACCAUCAUUACUACUUUUUUCACAUUUCUUUCUGAGAUUGUAUUGUGAUGUUUGUGGGGAAAUGUUUAUUGGCAGCUCAUGUGAAGGAGAAGAAAGAAGCUCUUGGUGAAGUCUUGAAUGGAGAUCGUCUUGUCAGUGCCCCAUAUGUACUAGAGUUUCUAAAUGACAAAGAUUCGGAAAGCGUUUGCAAGAAGAAGUUGUCUAAGGAGGAAGUUGCCCAAUUCCGAAAGGCAGUGGCAAAAGAUUAUUACUUUCAAAUGUACUACGAUGACUUGCCUGUCUGGGGCUUUCUAGGCAAGCUCGAGAAAGAGGGAAAAGCCGAUCCCAGCGAGUACAAAUAUUACCUUUUUAAACACCUGCAUUUCGAGGUACUCUAUAACAAGGAUCGCGUGAUUGAGAUCAAUGCUAGAACUGACCCGAAUGCUCUUGUUGAUAUCACCGAAGACAAGGAAGUUGAUGUGGAAUUCAUGUACUCAGUAAAAUGGAAGGAGACCAAUAUCCCUUUUGAAAAGCGGAUGGAGAAAUAUUCACAAUCGUCUGCAUUGCCGCAUCACUUGGAAAUUCACUGGUUCUCCAUCAUCAACUCAUGUGUGACUGUACUCCUCCUUACUGGUUUUCUUGCCACUAUUCUAAUGAGAGUUCUUAAGAAUGACUUUGUCAAGUAUGCUCAUGAUGAAGAGGCUGCUGAAGAUCAAGAAGAAACUGGGUGGAAAUAUAUCCAUGGGGAUGUUUUUAGGUUCCCUAAGUACAAGUCUUUGUUUGCUGCAGCUCUUGGGACUGGCACCCAGUUGUUCACCCUGACAAUUUUCAUUUUUAUUUUAGCUCUUGUUGGUGUAUUUUACCCUUACAACCGGGGUGCUCUGUUCACUGCACUUGUUGUCAUAUAUGCUCUGACAUCUGGAAUUGCUGGUUACACAUCAGCUUCAUUCUAUGGUCAACUUGAAGGGACAAAUUGGGUCAGAAAUCUUUUGUUGACUGGAGCCCUGUUUUGCGGUCCAUUGUUCCUAACUUUUUGCUUUUUGAACACUGUUGCAAUUGCCUACAGUGCUACUGCUGCCCUGCCAUUUGGAACCAUUGUAGUCAUCUUCCUUAUCUGGGCCCUUGUGACAUCACCUUUGUUAGUACUUGGCGGGAUUGCUGGAAAGAAUGGCAAGGCAGAGUUUCAAGCUCCUGUUCGUACCACAAAAUACCCCCGAGAGAUUCCUCCAUUACCUUGGUACCGUAGCACUCUGCCUCAGAUGGCAAUGGCUGGGUUUUUGCCCUUCAGUGCUAUUUACAUUGAGCUUUACUACAUAUUUGCUAGCGUGUGGGGCCACAGGAUUUACACCAUUUACAGCAUCCUAUUUAUUGUCUUCAUCAUACUUCUGAUUGUCACUGCUUUCAUCACCGUGGCAUUGACAUACUUCCAACUUGCUGCGGAGGAUCAUGAAUGGUGGUGGAGGUCUUUCCUAUGUGGUGGAUCCACUGGACUCUUCAUCUACGGCUAUUGCUUGUACUACUAUUAUGCCCGGUCCGAUAUGUCAGGGUUCAUGCAGACUUCCUUCUUCUUUGGCUACAUGGCUUGCAUAUGCUAUGGUUUCUUCCUGAUGCUAGGGACAGUUGGCUUCCGUGCAGCACUCUUUUUUGUCCGUCAUAUAUACCGCUCAAUCAAGUGUGAGUAGGAAGUGGACUCUAGGAGGUCCUUUUUUGCUCUACCGCAUGAUCAACAUCUUGAGUAGGGCAAAUCUUGUUUGCAAAGGAUUAUGUAGAACAGGAUUUAGUGAGAAGAAGCAUGUAUAAUUUUACAAGAAAGAACUCAUUUUGCUUCACUGAGAAUUCAAGGCAUUUUUCUCUUUAUAUCUGAAAGUUUCUUUCUUUUUCCCCCCUUCCCCCCUUGUUGCAAUAUGUACUAGUACAUUUUGACAAAAAUGAGGUAACAGCCGGAGUAAUGACAGAAAUUCUUCCAAAGUUAAAUGUUGGGUUCUCGUCUAAUUUGUUAUCUUGAUCUGCUGCAAACUCUCUAUAUACAGUCCAGUAAUGAGUGAGUGAUAUAUACGUUGUAAAAGUGGUCUGUUCCGAUGGCAAUAUACUGCAAAUUUCAC